CUAAUCAAUAAAUCAUUUAUUCUUCUCUCUCUCUCUCUUUUCUUAUUUUCUUGAAUAAUGGGUGAAACAGAAGAGAUUUUGUUUGAUACAAAAAGCUUAUUUGAAAGUGAUGAGGAUGGAAGUAUUUCUUAUAGAGAACUACCUACUUCUUCAUGCAGUAUAGAUGAAAAUCUACAAGAUAUUGAUAUGGAUGAUAAAACAGCACAGAUACAUUUGCAAGCUAUGGAAAUUGUGAUUCAAAACCUCGGUAUCAUUCGAGAAAGAGAAUUACUCAAGAAGACAAAAAAGCCUCCAAAAAAUCAAAUCAAAUGGAAAACCAAUCAUUAUGAUGUCGACUAUUCAAUGGAAACGCCUAUUGACAUCAAUUGUUACACUUCAAGCCUUGAUGUCAAAAAGAUAGCCAACAUACCCAUGAAUCAACUUGGGCCUCGAGAACAAGAAGAAGCAGAUGAGCCUGUUAGAAAGGGUAUGCGAUGUUUAUUUGAUAAUAAGUUUUUGAAGGCGAAAUCACUGUUUCAAACAAAAGCGUCAAGCGAUCCUCUUUACAUUUUUGGAUUGGGUAUAAUGGCAUUUAUGAAAGCAAUGAUGACCGAAAAUCAAGAUGAAACCCAACUUGCUAUGAACAUUUUUUUAAUUGCAUACAGUGUCGCAUCAGCACAGAUUGAUAAUUCAACGACAAAAAAGAGUUUCUGGCCUUUUAGUUUCUCAUCUCUCAUCACCUCAAACCAUACAGGUCUUCCAAACAAUCCACCCAUACAUCAAAACACAGCGCCAGGAGAAACACCUAGUUUUAUACCAAAUGGCGUAUUAAGAGCCAAUGUGAUUAAAGCAGAAUGCUGCUUAUUUAUUGGCAUGCUUCAGAUAACACAGGAGACCAUCAUGAGUUAUAUCAAAUGUGGACUCAACCUAAAAAAAGCCUUCACUUGUUACACCAUUGUCUGGCAAGAGUACAAAAGAAUGGGACAGCGUUAUACAAAAUACAUGGAUCGUAACACAAUUUCUGCUAUCCAAUUUGGCCUAGGAUCAGUUCAUUUGUUACUGUCUGUAUUACCACCUAAAGUUCUCAAAGUCAUUUCUUCGCUUGGGUUCAAGAGUGACAAACAAUUAGGGUUUGCACUUUUAAAGUUAUGCGUAGAAGGAAAAGGUGUUCGAUCACCUUUGGCCUCACUCAUGCUUUUAUCGUACUAUUCCCUCCUUUCUUCAUUUGUGCCUCAAUUACAUGCUCUCGAGUUCAAGAGUGCUUCUGUAGAAUGCCUAAGAGAUGCUCAAAAAAGCUAUCCAAGUUCCUGUCUUUUUCUUUAUUAUGCUGCUCGCAUUUCACGCGUCACGAAAAAUUUGGUUUUAUCUACUCAAUCAUUUACAUUUGCUGUAGAUGCCUGUCGAAAUGAAUGGAUGGAUACUGCCAUGACGCAAAUAGGGUAUUAUGAGAUUGGAUUCAAUUUUGCUUUACAGCUGGACUGGCAAUCAGCACUCGGUUAUUUUGAAAAGCUUAGUCAAGAGAAAUACUACUGGUCUCCUGCUCUCUGUCAAUACUUUAUUGGGGCAUGCUAUGGUAUGCUGGGGCAGCAAACAGAGAGUAUCUUGGCAUUUGCACUCGUACCCCAGUUCGUCAAAGACCAAAAGAAGCGAUCGUGUAUAGACAAUUAUGUCAAACAAAAAGUCGAGUUUUUUCAAAAGAGUGGGUAUCAAGAUUUAGAUUUCAGUUUACCAGCACUUGAGUUACUGUUAGUCUGGAAUGCAUUUGAUCAAAUGGAGAAAGGCACUCUGGAAGCCUGCUUAGUACUUGUUCAAAAUACACUUGAACUGACUUGUGAAAGAGAGAAACUAGAAUAUGCAGUUCGAUUGGUGGAACUUGUGCCUUCAACAAAGCCAUCAGGGUUCUAUAACCAAAGAGCUAUUCUUAUGUUGAUGAAGGCAGCUAUUUUAAAUGCACUUGGGCAGCAUGAGGAUAGUAUAUCUCAUCUUAAUUGGGUAAUGGACCAUAAGCAUCAACUUUGUUCAGAGACAUGGAUUGUUCCUUUUACAUACUGGGAAGCAGGUAUUACCAGUUGGGGAUUAGGCAAUUUCUCCAAGAGCCGAACAUGCUGGGAAAAGGCUUUGACGUUUACAAAAUAUACUUUUGAAUAUAGGAUGGCUAUUCGUCUUAGCUUAGCAUUAAGCAAAUGUGAUCAAGUAGGUGCUACCGUUCUUAAGCAAAAGAAAGAAUCGGGAAUAUCAACACAAGGCAAAAAGCGGAUGCCUGUUGCUUGAUGAAAUAAAGGAAUGUCAUUGUCAUUAGAUCUCCGCAUUCAAAAUAUAAUUAGAAAAAAACUUGUUUUAAUCUUACUUCCUCUUUUUCUUUCUAUUUCU
This is a messenger RNA of Gilbertella persicaria, 2349 nucleotides long. RefSeq lists its product as uncharacterized. The record is from RefSeq and is a predicted model, not a curated record. The transcript is spliced from 7 exons. Gene Ontology annotation, molecular function: protein binding. NCBI's taxonomy places the organism in Eukaryota, Fungi, Mucoromycota, Mucoromycetes, Mucorales, Choanephoraceae. Bases 58 to 2250 code for a protein of 730 amino acids.